Molecule: messenger RNA, 975 nt
Organism: Talaromyces amestolkiae
Lineage: Eukaryota; Fungi; Ascomycota; Eurotiomycetes; Eurotiales; Trichocomaceae
Exons: 1
Coding region: 1-975 (324 amino acids)
Source: RefSeq, a predicted model, not a curated record
AUGGACUUCCCAAAUGUGCCUCCCAGCUUCAUGCCCCCAAGUUUCCCUCUCAUACCCAUUCCUCGCCCAUGCCCUCAUGUCCACCAAGCCGUCAAACUGAGCCAGUUCGUCAAUACAGCCUCUGGCCACUUCAUCGACGGACACCAGCAAUUCCGCACCUACCCCCUGAAAGACUCACUAUCCCCGGGGGUCCCAGUCCACAUGUCGCCCACUGGCGAAACAAUCUGUGCUCGCUGCAAGGUCUCCUACUGCUGCCGGGACCUGUUUAUGCUCCACCUCGAGACUUCUCUUGACCACAACCUCUGCGUCCUCUGCCACUACACGAAGGACUAUCCGACCUUCACUGAACUCCAAGACCAUCUUGAGCAGGAGCAUCUCUGGUGCGAACCAUGCAACUGGUUUGCGCCUUCCUAUGAAGGCCUAAUGCAGCAUUUCCAGCACUUCCACUUCAUGUGCUCGAUUUGCAAGGAGUGUUUCAGAAACGUGAACGAGUACACAGGACACGCCAACACACACCGUCCUCUGACAGUGGCCUGCCCCGUCUGCCCCGAGAAAUUCGCUCUUCGCUCCGCCGCGUUCAAUCACAUCGAAUCCGGGACUUGUACCGGCGGCGCUACCACAGAGGACAUUUGUUUCGUCGUCAGGCACUUUUGGGCCAAUCUGACGCCUGAUCUCAAGGGGUACUGGGUGUCUGACAGUCUUCUGUUUACAUGUCAGCCCUGCCAUAGGCAUUAUCAGCGCUUGAGUGAUCUCUUGCAGCACAAGGAGACCAAGAGUUGUCCAGAGGGGUAUGGCAAGGGGAACAGUAUGACCGAUCGGUUGGUGCAGUACGUGCAGCAACAGCUGCCUGUUUUAAUCGAGAAGCGGAAGGCAGAAGGGAAGCUGGAAUCAACUGUUCAGAAACCAAAGCUUGUAGCUCCUGCAGCUGUGGUUCAUCCUCGUGUCCAUAUGUUGCGAAGAGGACGUUUGUUUUAG